Molecule: messenger RNA, 2358 nt
Organism: Didymosphaeria variabile
Lineage: Eukaryota; Fungi; Ascomycota; Dothideomycetes; Pleosporales; Didymosphaeriaceae
Exons: 2
Coding region: 1-2358 (785 amino acids)
Biological process (GO): DNA replication; DNA replication initiation
Cellular component (GO): replication fork protection complex; nucleus
Molecular function (GO): single-stranded DNA binding; DNA replication origin binding
Source: RefSeq, a predicted model, not a curated record
AUGAUCGUGAGGGAGAGCCCAAAGUCGAGAGCACCGAAGGAGGCACCGAAUUGGCCCCCAAAAUCCCCACAUCACGCCGUGCUAUUGUCGCCCUCUGCGCGCAGGAAGUAUGAAGACCAACGUCAACGUAAUUCUACAUCGCCCUCGCCCAGCAAGCGCCGCCCCAUGUCGCGCAUUCAAUCCGCAGUUUCAGACAACGAGGAAGAGGAGGACGAGGAGACGCUGCAGCUCAAACUCCAAGCCAUCGAGGCGCGAUUAAAGCUCAAGAGGCUGCAGAAAGUGAAGAAAACGGCCGACGAUGGAGAGACGGAAAGCACGCGCAUAAUCUCGCGACCAGGUACGGCGGCCAGUGCGAGAAGAGUAGAGAUUCACAGGCCACAAUCCGAAGUGCAGGUUCCGGUGUCGCCUGCGCGGAAUAGACGGGAGCCCGAGGAACAGAGAAGCCCUGCGAGGGUGUUGCUUGGUAUCGAUAAAGGGCUGAGGGCACGGGAUGUCAGUCUCAAGCGAGCGUCGAGUCUAUCGAGCAGAACUGCGGCAGGAAGACAUUCGCGGACAGGAUCAGCUCCGGCCGUAGAGGCACCAAAGAUCAAGAGUUUUAGCGAGAGGAUCGCGGACAGCAGAAAUAAGGAAAGAGAGCGCGAAGAGAAGCAGGCGAGGAUCGAGAAGAGCAGGAGUGUUGGUUUUGGGCUGCAGAGCAUUGAGGGUGUUAAAGACAGGCCGGCUUCCAGAGCAGCCUCUUCGUUAAGCUCAGGAACGAAAAGCUCAGAAAAUGCUAUAUCUGCAGGUAAAAGCCUAGCACAAAGCCGGCAUACCAGUAAGCUACGAAACACCAUGACGCCCAGGCCAGGAUCGACCUCAUCUGGAAAAUUGGAUGCUUCACGAACGCCAUCUGCGGUUUCAAGACCAUCGUCAAGAGGGUUCGGCUCUACAGCUACAGCAGCCAAGUAUGCGGAGAUAUCUCAACGCGAAGACAGUGCGGAUGCCCCCAGUUUCGAAUCAUUCUCUGGCCUGCACUUGAAGUCUCGAGAGAUGCAACACAAUGUAGUGACUCGGACCCUAGAUGGCAAGACUGUCGUCACAAUACCGCAGCUCCUGAAAACCGUCAAAGCGCCCGAGUAUGAUCCGCCAGACAUGGAAAAUGACUAUGUAGUCAUGGGCGUCAUAGCAGCGAAGUCAUCGCCGAUGGCUACCAAGAAUGCAGUCAAACAGAGAUCCGCAGGCGAUCAAGAUGAGGACGCGCAUGCGACGAACAAGUUCAUGAUCAUUACAUUGACGGAUCUCAAGUGGGAGCUCCAGCUGUUUCUCUUCGAUACUGGGUUUUCGAAAUACUGGAAACUGACGCCUGGGACACUGAUCGCUAUCUUGAACCCCGACAUUCUGCCACCGCGCGAUCGCGGUUCGACGAAAUUCUCUCUCAAGCUGUCCAGCUCCGAUGAUACUGUGCUUGAGAUCGGCUCAGCGCGAGAUCUAGACUUUUGCCAUGCGAUGCGUAAAGAUGGCAAAGAAUGCGCGCAGUGGAUCGACGGACGUAAAACCGAGUUUUGCGACUUCCACAUUGAACUUCAAGUGGAGAAGAGCAAGCGUGGCCGGAUGGAAGUCAACACUAUGACCGGCUUUGGCAAGGGACCUGGAACCAGUCGAGGCGGGAUGUUCAGUGGUGCUGGUCGAGGGAGAGGGAGAGGCGAUGAGCUGAGGCGAGAAGGCAGAUAUCAUGACGCCUUUCUCCAUGAGACUAUGUAUAUCACACCUGGCGCUGGUAGUGCCGCGAGAUUACUAGAUCGAGACGAGCAGCCAUACCAUGUCACAGACCGCGCUGAAAAGCAUCGCAAACAGCUCGCUGAAAAAGAGAAGGAGCGCGAGCUGGCACGAAGGCUCGGGGAUCUAGGUAGUGGUGCUGGUGGUGACUAUAUGAAGCGCGCUGCGUUGACUUCUGCUCCAGCUAUGCAAUCACAGUCCACCCGGUCGGCCACCGCGCUCGACGACCCCUUCGUCACCAAGCCAUCACAAACCUCAUAUCCAAGCGACGUCCUCGGCCUCCUUAACAAGAAAGCAGAAGAUGUUUCACUGGAUCGCGGCGCUGCGAAGCGUAAGCGCGCCAUCUCUGGUAAAUCCACCGCUUCGAACGAACCUGUAGGUUGGGGCGGCGCCGGCAAGCGCGGCCUCCUGCUCUCUCCCCCCAAAAAGGAACCCGCUUCUUCAAUGCGCGGCACCAGAGAACCAAGUCCCGCGAAGAAGAAAGCAAGGUUACUGUUACCGGAGAAGGGAAUUAGGGAGCCAGGAAGGGACAGCUUGGGCACAAUGGACGUUGGGCUGAUUGCGGCCAUGGAUGAUGAUGAUGAUGAUCUGGAGGUUGUUUGA